Molecule: messenger RNA, 1254 nt
Organism: Leptopilina heterotoma
Lineage: Eukaryota; Metazoa; Arthropoda; Insecta; Hymenoptera; Figitidae
Gene: Saysd1
Exons: 2
Coding region: 287-811 (174 amino acids)
Source: RefSeq, a predicted model, not a curated record
ACAUUAAAUUUAUAUAUACAAUUCAAUGUGCAACUGUUUAUAAAGUUAAAAAAAAUUAGGUAACUACUAUUUGCGAGAAGAAAAAUAAGUAUAAACAAAAGAUGAUAAAUAUGAUAAAUAUUUAUCUUUAAAAUUCAUCGUGUUACGAAUUGUGUGCAAUCUUGAAGAGGAAGGUUAUAAUAUUAUUGAAAAGCAGAAGAGAAAAAUAUUGUGUAUUCAAUUAACGUAUCUGAUUGGACUUCGGAGGUGAUAUUUUUUAUAUAAAAUAUAUGUACAAUUUUAAUAUAUGGAUAAGAAAUUGGCAGCUUACCGUAAUAAGAAGCGAAAAAAGGAGAUGUUUGAAUCAGCUAAAAGUAAACUGAAAGAUUUACUAUUUUGGGAUAGAGACAGAUUCAGGGAAACUCCAACAGAGGCUGAGGAUCGAGAGCCCUUGAACUGUGAGAAUAAGGUAAAUGAUAAAGAUAAUAAAGUGGAUAAAGAUGAUGUGGAAAGUACUUCAUCAGAUGACAGUGGUGAUGAUUCGACUGAAACUUCCUCUCAUCCAGCAAUCAGAUGGACAUUGUAUUCUCUAUAUUUUUCACUAUGGCUGACACUCUACAUUCUUGCCUUGCGAAUUGAAUUUGGCGCUAUUUAUUUUAUUCUCUCGAGUUUCUAUUUAAUUUGGGUUAAUACGAGAACAAAACCCAAGAAAAAGGGCGAAGUUAGUGCCUAUUCUGUAUUUAAUCCCGACUGCAAAUCAAUAGAUGGCACUCUCAAAGCCGAGCAAUUCGAAAGAGAAAUAAUGUUUGGAGCCACAUCAAUUAUUCACUAAUGUAAAUAAUAAAGGUGUUUCUGCAAUAAUUUUUUUUUCAUCGUCAUAUAAAAUGUACAGGAAACUGCACAUAUGCUGUUGCGUUUAGCUUCUGCGCAACAAUAAUCAAUGUAAAAAAGAUGCGCAAAAAAGAAUAUAUAAUUUCUAGGAACUCCUUUUACGCAAGGUAAGUAAUGGUGCUUCUACAACAACUUUUUGCUCGUGUCUCGAUGAAAAUAUAAAGUUGUUAUAGAAACAGCAUAAAAAGACGAAUUUAUUAUCGUUACUUUUUUAUAAAUAGGAAACGACUGAGGGUAUUUUUAAUUUCAAUAAUAACCAUAUAUAUAUAAUUGUGGUAAUAUUGUCCUUUUUUUAUGUAAAAAGUAUGUACAAAAUCUUCAUUUUGUGUCGAGUAUUAUAUAUAUUCCAAGUGUAAAUGUAUAAUAAAAAUAUUUUUCUGUCAA